AUGUCUUGUUUAAGAGAGUUUCCCUGUCCGUGCAGUCAGUCUCUCCCUGUGUUUUUUUGGUUUCUCUCUCUCUCAUUUUCCCUGUUACUUUUCUCUCUCACUCAGAAAAAGAAAAUUUUUCAUUCUUUCUCUCUCUCUUUCUUUCUUUCUCUCUCUCUCUCUCUCUCUGUCUUCCCGUCUUCCUUUCUCUCUCUCUCUCUGUCUUCAAUAAAUUUUCUCUCUCUCUCUCUGUCUUCCUUCUUUCUCUCUCUUCUCUGUUUCUCUCUCUCUCUCUGUCUUCCCUUUUCCUUUUUCUCUCUCUCUCUCUCUUCUUUCAUUUUUUCUCUUUCUCUCUCUGUCUUGUCGUUUUCUUUCUUUCUCUCUCUCUCUGUCUUCCUUUCUUUUUUCUUUCUCUCUCUCUCUCUCCUUUCUUUCUCUCUCUCUCUCCUCUUUCUUUUCUCUCUCAAUUUUCUUUCUCUCUCUCUUUUCUCCCUUUCCUUUCUUCUCUCUCAUCAUCCCUCCCUCUUUCUUUUCUCUCUCUCAUCAUCCCUCCCUCUUUCUUUUCUCUCUCUCAUCAUCCCUCCCUCUUUCUUUUCUCUCUCUCAUCAUCCCUCCUCAUUUUCUUUUCUCUCUCUCAUCAUCCCUCCCUUUUUUCUUUUUCUCUCUCUCAUCAUCCCUCCUCUUUCUUUUCUCUCUCUCAUCAUCCCUCCCUCUUUCUUUUCUCUCUCUCAUCAUCCCUCCCUCUUUCUUUUCUCUCUCUCAUCAUCCCUCCCUCUUUCUUUUUUUCUCUCUCAUCAUCCCUCCCUCUUGUUUUUCUCUCUCAUCAUCCCUCCCUUCUUUCUUUUCUCUCUAAAAUCUUUCAAGAUUACAGCCACAUCAUGUUGA
Messenger RNA from Acanthosepion pharaonis, 864 nucleotides. NCBI's taxonomy places the organism in Eukaryota, Metazoa, Mollusca, Cephalopoda, Sepiida, Sepiidae. The record is from the annotation of a GenBank genome assembly.